Molecule: messenger RNA, 1203 nt
Organism: Octopus sinensis (East Asian common octopus)
Lineage: Eukaryota; Metazoa; Mollusca; Cephalopoda; Octopoda; Octopodidae
Product: protein Wnt-4-like
Exons: 3
Coding region: 8-976 (322 amino acids)
Biological process (GO): multicellular organism development; cell fate commitment; canonical Wnt signaling pathway
Cellular component (GO): extracellular region
Molecular function (GO): cytokine activity; frizzled binding
Source: RefSeq, a predicted model, not a curated record
GGCCAAGAUGCCUUCUCUGGUGAGCAUCAACACAGAAGAAGCCUGUGAUACACUGGUUGGACUGGUGAAACGACAGAAAAAAAUAUGCAAAAAGAAUUUAAUAAUGAUGGAAAGUGUUAAACAGGGAGCCAUUUUGGCUAUCCAAGAAUGUCAGGAGCAGUUUAAGAGCAGACGUUGGAAUUGCAGCUCCAUCGAGUCAUUAGACAGCCCUGGAAAUAUUUUGAACAAAGCUACUCGUGAGUCUGCCUUUGUGUAUGCCAUAUCGUCGGCUGCAGUUGCCCAUACUGUCACUCGAGCUUGCAGCAGCGGGAAAAUGGAACAAUGUGGCUGUGAUCGGAUCGUACAUAAAAAUGCUUCGAUAGAAAGCACUUUCAUUUGGUCUGGCUGUUCUGAUAAUAUAGCGUUUGGAUCAGCUUUCUCUCAGACUUUUGUUGAUGCAAAAGAAAGACGAAGGAAAAUAAACGGUCGGAGUUUGAUGAAUCUUCAUAAUAACCAAGCUGGACGAAAGGCAAUUGAGAACCAUAUGAAAAUCCAGUGUAAAUGUCACGGAGUAUCUGGAACAUGUGAAAUGCGAACUUGCUGGCGAGCGAUACGCUCGUUUCGUGAAGUUGGAGAGAUAAUAAAAGAGAAAUUCGACGGAGCCACAGAAGUUCGUAAGAAGAACAAAGGAACUAAGAAAUUAUUAGUUCCAAUGAAUCCAAAGUUCAAACCUCACACACAAGAAGAUUUAGUUUACUUGAUUGUAUCACCGGAUUUCUGUGAACCCCUCCCUAAGGUCGGUAUUCCAGGCACGCACGGCCGGUUAUGCAACUUAACUUCGAAAGCAAUUGACGGUUGUGAUCUACUGUGUUGUGGCCGUGGUUACAGAACUAUACAGAGGAUUUCCGAUGAGCGAUGCAAUUGCAAGUUUAACUGGUGCUGUGUCGUAAAAUGCUUAACUUGUUCAGUCGUAAUACACGAAUUUUAUUGCUUAUGAAAGAAGAAAAAAACAUGCAAUGGUACCUUACGCCAAUGACUUUUAAAAUAUAGACAGUAGGUAUAACAGAUGGAGACUGAAAUCUGUUUAAAACCAUUUUCAUACAAUUGUAAUAUAAACACAUCAGUUUUUAUAACAUUUUAUAACAACAGCGUCAAUAUAAGCUGUGACAUUUGAAUAGUUAUUUAUUUAUCGUGGAAAUUAACUGCAAAUAUAUACAGAAAGCA